AUGAGUGGUCAAAGAAAAAAAUUUUUUCCCUCAAACUAUCCACAAACAAAUUCUCCAUUUUCUUCUAAUAAUAAUAUUAUUGGUAGUAACGUUAAUAGUUAUAAUAUUAUUAGUAGUAAUGACAAUGGAAACAAUAUCAUUAGUAGUGAUAGCAAUAGUAACAUUUAUGACACACAUGGCACUUUUGAUGUAAAUUCUCAAAUUGGCAAUUUAAAUGUUAUUAAUAAUCCUCAUGAAUCGCUUUUACUUCAAGCACAAUCUCAAAUUUCACACGGAACACAAUUGCAACCUUUAUUUAGAGAACCUUUAAUUUUUGGACCAUUUCCUCAGAAUCACGAGAUUAAUUAA
Molecule: messenger RNA, 348 nt
Organism: Entrophospora sp. SA101
Lineage: Eukaryota; Fungi; Glomeromycota; Glomeromycetes; Entrophosporales; Entrophosporaceae
Source: the annotation of a GenBank genome assembly